Corythoichthys intestinalis (scribbled pipefish) is the source of this 8819-nucleotide messenger RNA. RefSeq names its product microtubule crosslinking factor 2 (gene mtcl2). The coding region runs from base 318 to 5582 and encodes 1754 amino acids. NCBI's taxonomy places the organism in Eukaryota, Metazoa, Chordata, Actinopteri, Syngnathiformes, Syngnathidae. Gene Ontology annotation, biological process: regulation of autophagy. The record is from RefSeq and is a predicted model, not a curated record. The transcript has 24 exons.
UACUAGUCUUCACGCACAACUUCUCCUGGAAGGCAGACACCGUUGGACGAUAUUAGCUUGGCUUCUUAGCGGAAAAUCCCUAUUUUUGCGAUUGAAUCUCAGUAUUAUUUCCAAUAUUAGACAUUGUGAUCAAUAUCCCUUCAUUUUCUCGGAGGACCUACAUCGCAUUUUCCCCCAGCGGGAGCUUUUCAACGUAGCCGAGCCGAGGAUCUCGCUCCUUUUGUCUGUUCGCUGUUGUUUAUUCAUAUCGCUUGAACUUGUGCCUCUCGACAACAACAGCGUCCGCUUUCGUUUCAGUUUUCGUUUAAACGGAAUGAAUGACCAAGUCAAAGGAGGUUGAUGUCCACAACAACCCGGCUCACCUCACCUUCGCUUCGCCUAAGGAACGGAGACUCCAUCUCCGGCACAAGAUGGAAAGCGGAGGCGGGGGGGAGAGCUCGGAUAGCGGACAGACGCAACACGCGGAGAUACUAUUAGCUCAGGGGGGGAAGAAGAAAAUUCACCGUGCUCCUUCACCGGCUAGACCCAAGGAUGUGCCCGGGUGGUCCCUCGCGAAGAUCCGCGGUGGUAUCGGUGGAGUCCCCAGUUUGAGCGUGAAGCCGGGAGCCAUCCAUAUUUCCAGGCGCAGCCCGAUCGGAAGUCUAAAAGAUGCUAAAAGCGCUGGCAAAUCGGUGUCGAAGUCUUCCACUUACGCGAAAAACUCGGCUGUUAAGAAUGCGAAAAGUAGCGGCGGCGCGAGGAGGAAGGUGUCAGACGCCAGCAUCGGCUCCGACGAUCUGUCCAAGGAUUCCGGCUGCGCUCCCGGGAAACUCUCCCCGACGGAUAGCAGCUCGGAAUUGUCGGAUUGCGCCUCCGAGGAGCAGAAACUCUCCAGCAGCGACACCGAAUCCAGGAGCAGCCGAGGCGGAGGGCUGGAAGGAGACAACCCGCUCAGCAACGGGGCCAAAAGUCACCGGUCGUCCGUCGGUGUCGAAGCCGGCGAGCAGAUCGCGUCUACGGGGGAAGAACAGUCGGUGACUUCGGUGCCAGCGAGCACAUCUCUGGCCUUCUCUGACCUGACCGAGGAGUUGGUGGACGGAAUGCACGAGGAGUUUGUCAGGGAAAUCGAGGAGUUGAGAUCGGAGAACGAUUAUCUCAAAGACGAGAUGGAAGAGCUGCGAUCUGAAAUGCUGGAGAUGCGAGACAUGUACAUGGAGGAUGACGUCUACCAGCUUCAGGAACUGCGGCAACAACUUGAGCAGGCAAACAAGACCUGCCGCAUCCUGCAGUACCGGCUAAGGAAGGCAGAGCGGCGCUCCCUGCGAGUGGCCCAAACGGGACAAGUGGACGGUGAACUGAUCCGAACACUGGAACAGGAUGUCAAAGUGGCGAAGGACGUGUCCAUACGUCUCCACAGUCAAUUAGACAGCGGAGAGAAGAAGAGGGCCCGUCUGGAGGAGGAGAAUGAGGAACUCAGAACCCGACUCCAGGAUCUGGAGGUUGCCAAACAGGUCCUGCAGCAGGAAAUCGACAAGAAUUGCCAGAAGAAAAGAGGAGCGCGCCCCAACAACAAACCUGACAAGAAGCUUGUUCCGCAGGAGGACAGCUCAGACCUGAAGUGUCAGCUUCACUUCGCCAAGGAAGAAUCGGCUCUGAUGUGCAAGAAGUUGACCAAACUGGUGAAGGACAGCGAGGCCAUGAAGGAGGAGCUAGCCAAAUACAGGUCAUUGUACGGGGAUGUUGAUGCUUCCAUCACCAUAGAGGAGGUUGCUGAUUCACCUCACACCCGCGAAGCAGAGGUCAGAGUUCACUUGAAGCUAGUGGAAGAGGAAGCCAACCUGCUGAGUCGGCGAAUCGUGGAGCUGGAGGUGGAGAACAGAGGCCUACGAGCUGAAAUGGAUGACAUGAAAGGGCCACAAGAUGGGCCUCAAGAACUUAGUAGUGGGAGCGUUAGUCCAGGGACGGGACCAAUCGUCGGCGCUUCAUCCGAAAAUGUCAUGGAGCUUCAGCGACACCUCCAGUUCGUGGAGGAAGAGGCGGAACUCCUGCGUAGGUCUCUGAUUGAGAUGGAAGAACAAAACAAGCUCCUGAUGAACGAAAUCAACCGCUACAAGUCCGAACUGCCACCACUGACGGAUCCACUCUCUUCCCCUUCCGUCACGUCGCUUUCGGACCGGCUGCUUUACGACGGAACGCUUCACUCCGUGCAAGAGGCGGCUGUUCUCAUCAGCCCCGACGUUUCCCCUCUGGAGGAAGAACUCGGAGUGGCGCGGCAUCAGAUCGGAGAGCUGAGCGGGAAGGUGAAAAAACUGCAGUAUGAGAACAGAGUACUUCUUUCCAACUUGCAGCAGUGUGACUUGGCUUCCUACCAGCCUCAGUCGUCCUCCUCGUCUCUGCAAGUUGCUCCGGAUACGGAUGGAGAGAUUGGAGAUUGUGUCCCUAAACGACCACCGCACCGCAAAGAGCCAUUAGGGGUAGAGAAUGUGUCACUGGAGAGCGGUGAACAAAACAACAAGAUGGACAAAACCCCUGGGCUAAAAACCUCACGGUUGGCCCUCCCUGGGUUGAAGGACAAUGACGUUUUGCAGGCCAUGAGGGACCAGGCUCGGCUGAUUUCCACGGCGAUACAGCUCCUCACCUCCCCGGAAUCCAACUGCCUUCCAAGCUUACCGUCCGUUUAUCACAGCAGCGAGGCAGCAGAGUUGUGCGACGUGACAAAAGUGCAUCCUCAUUACCAGAUAUCGGAGCUUUCCGACUUGGCGGAUAGGCCUCUGGUCGGCGCUUUGACCAGCAGGCUGCAGGCCCUGCACGGCCAACUGCAGGUCUUUGUGGAAUGUGUGGACAACCUGGGGAAACCGUCAAUCGGUGCCGGUGAGGCUGCGUCAUCCUCGACCUCACCUUUCAAGUCGUCAUCCUGCUCUGGAGACGAACACGAUACACUCAAGACUGCAGAAGAGAAGCAGCCUGAUUGUAGGGAGCCGUUGCAGCCAGGGCUCAAAGGCCAAACGGAGGAGACGGGUGACCAUGAGACAAGUCAAAAGCACGCCGAGGAAGAGGAAACACAAAAUGCACUUGAUACGUGCCUCCAAACUGGCUUCUUCGCCAAUACGGUCCAGUCCAGUGAUUCCCACAGCAAGUCGUGCGAGGCAGACGCUUCCGCUCAAGCGGAGCUGCAUAAGGAGACGGAAGCUCACAGAGAAAUGACACUCAAAUUCUCUCAGCUCCAGGAAGAGCAACAGAAGGCUCUUCUCCGCCGGGACUUCCAACUGCAAAGUUUGGGCCUCCAGGCUCGACUUCAGCACAAGUUGUGGGGUCAAGAGAGGACACUGCUAGUGCAGGAGUCCCAGCAUCUCAAACAAGCGUUGUUGCUGCUCAGCCUCAAGCUGCGCUGUUUCCUCAAACAUUGGCGGCUGGGGAGCAACAAGGACACUGAGUGGAAGGAUAUCCUUGAGAUGAACAACCUGAAGGACCUCUACCUUUUAUUGGAAGAGGAUAGCCUGGGAAGCCCCAGUAAAAUGGCUGAUGGAGACCAACAAGGACUUAACCCAUCAAUCAAGUCGAGCGCUGUCAGCAGCACCCUGGCGGAUCUAAAGGUUGCUCUGCAAGACCUGAGUGGCGAGUUGCGGCAGGAGCGACAAGGCUCCCAGGAACUCACCCAGCAAUUUGCCAAAGCCAAGGCAUCGUGGGAAGUCCAGAGGACACAACUUAAAAGCCUCAUCACACAGCUUGAGAGCAAAGCAGCCAAAGCAAGCACUCCGACCUCAGCGGAUGCAACAGACACACCGGACUUAAAGGUGGCGCUAAACAGAGAGCGAGAGGAGCACCAGCACCUUUUGGCCGAGUCCUACGCGGCCGUGAUGGACUUGACUAAACAGCUUCAGAUCGGCGAGAGGAACUGGGGCAGAGAGAAGCUGGAGCUGUUGGAGAGGUUCAGCCAGGAGAGAGCUCAGUGGGAAAAGAGGCUGAGAGAGAGCAAGUCAAAGUCUCCAAGUGCUGGGUCGUCUUCAGACACAAUCGUCACCAGUAGAACGGGAUCACCAAGGACCAAAUCCACACCAGAACUUGACGCACCAGAAUUCCAGACCAGCUUAGCAACAGUCCUGCCUAAUUUGAUUUGCCCACAGCUGAGUGACUCCAACAAGAAGAACUGGACUUGUCUGACUAAUCAGACUCCGGAUGUCAGGGACCCCUUUAAAACAUGGGAUGGCCCCAGUGCUAGCAACUUAGUGAGCUCGCAACUGGAUCUGGAGUCGGUCCCAAGGAGCCAUACCGCUCCAGAAAGUACAGGAAUACGGAUGUACUACAGCCCACCGGCCGUCCGACGCGUCGAGCAUCAGCGAAGUACGCCGGACGGCAAUGAGCUGCAUCGUAACCCUGACGCGAGCCCUGCUCUGGGGACCGGUCCGGUUGAGCUUCAGCAGUCCCCGUCCUGCUUUUCGUGGUCUUAUGAGCAGUGGCUGAGCUCGCUGUCCAAGUCGCAUCUAGAGUUGCUGGAGAGCAGGAGCGAAUGCACCGCAGUUUCCGUCUCGGCAGACGGGAUGAGCUCGUCGGCGUUCCACAACUUGGAAAUGGGGGAGAUUUCCGCAAAUCUGAGCGACGACAUGAAGGAGAUGACGAACUGUGUGCGCCAAGCCAUUCGUUCCUCAUCUCUAGAGAGGAAAUCCGCUAAGGAACCCACCGUCAGCAGGUCCACGCAAACAGCAGCCCACUGCGUCAGCAUCGGGCUUCAAACCGACAUCCUCACCGCCAGCAGGGGCGCGGGAUUGCACGCUAAAGCCUGGUCUCCCCGGCCUUCGUCUACGACCGGAUCGCCGUUGGCGUCGGCGAGAACCAGACACAUAUCGACAUCUCUAGACAAAGUUCACUGCAGGAUAGAAAGGCCGUGUUGCUCACCCAAGUUUGGAUCUCCGAAGCUCCAGCGCCGCGUGUCCUCAGGGUCCACCUCCAGACUGGACGGGACUCGAGAACGCAGCCUGUGGAGCCUCCAGCAGAGACCCGUCGGAGGCGGUGGCGGCUCGGCGUGGGCUCGCUCAACCACUACCAGGGACAGCCCCGUGCUGAGCGGACUCACUGACGGGCUGUCUAGCCUCUUCAGUGUGGUGGAACAUUCUGGAAGCACAGAAACCUUAUGGAGGGGUGAUGGAGGUGCCGGUCCGGUUCGACAAGUUCACGCCGCAGGGAAACCCUCCUUCGCGUCAGUCUGUCCGUCUGAUCCAAGCGCUCAGCGCUUGGGUGGAAUAGUCACAGAGUUUUUCCACAACGUGUGCGGCGGUCGCGGCCGAGGAGCGCACAGAGACUGUGUCGACGAGCCGGUCGCCGCGGGAGCCUUGGCCGGACUGUGCGGAGGCAACGACAAUGUGACCAGGAUCGUGAACAAGCGCUUCAUGAGACAGACGGCCGGCGACGAGAUGAUCGGUGUCAUGGGAGGUGCCGGUUCUUCGGGUUCGGGGGCAGAGCAGGAUGGAGCCUGCGACUGCGCAACCCCGUCCCAUUGCCACGGACGACCUUCUCGAGGCCCUCGCAGUUCGCCGGGACAAUGCAAACACCGCCCGCACGAGUCGACGGCCUCCGUCGAGGACAAGAGCGACCUUUUGACAGAGUGACACUGCAACACGUUCACUUUUACCACUUGCUUAACCCAACACUUGCUGUAAAUUCACUGACAAAGUCAACACAUUGUUUUACUCAGAUCGUGAAACUAAUACAUUUUCAAGAAUUAAAUGCCAAUAAACCCUCGUACAUAGAGGACCAGGAGUGCCAAAUGAAAUAAGCGCGUGCGUGAGUAACCAUUUCAGGGAGAGUGGUGAUUAAAGUGGACAUAAGUCAAAAGUUAGCAUUAGCUUAACUCAUUUACUGCUAGCCCAGGUCACAGAAUAUACGCUGUGGUAGUUAUCAUAAGAGGGAAAUGCAUAUUUAAAAACACCUAUUGACGGGAAUAGACGUCCAGUCCGUUUCAAAUGGGAGGGAUUGCUUCUAGCCCUUCCCAGUUGAAAUGAAUUGGACGUCUAUUACUGUCAAUGGCAGCCAAAGAGUUAAGCUAUGAGCGGUCAUAAGAUUUAUAAAACGAAACAAAAAUAAAAAUCCUUUAAGAAAAAUGCACUCUUGCCACACUUACAGUAUUUCAAUAUAUACAUUUCCUUUUGUAUUUUUUUAAUUUUAAAAAAAAAAAAAAAGUUUCAACUGUUUAACUUUAUAUUUUUUCAAUUGUUUGUGGCGUUUUUAAUUAGCAUUUUUUUAAAAAUUUUUUGAUUCAUUCUUUAAAAAAUGGAUUGUUCAAUUAAUUCAUUUAUUAAAAAAAAAAAAAAAAAACUACAAAUGUCAAAAAUGAGGUUGGAGGGGCCGCAAUUGGCCCCUUAGCCACACAUUUCAGACCUCUUUCCUAUAUUAAUAUAAUUUAAAAAAAGAGUGGGGGAAAAAAAUCAUAAUUCAGCUAUGAGAGGUUUAAAUAAAUGAUUAAAUGUGUCAAUCAAUGUUAUUAGUGUUUAUUUUUCAAUGUUUAUAUAUUUCAAUUUUUAUGAAUUUAUUCAUAUAUUUAUUGAUUCAAUUCCACAUUUUUGAACACAGCGAACAACAAAUCCAAAUUGAAAUAAACGCAUUACAUCUUCCGUCAACGUUAAAAUAAAUAAAUACAUUUUUAAAUUAAUUUAACAUACAAAUCGAGAAAAUUUUGCGGAACAAAAAUUGUACCAAAAUAAUAUAAAAUUUAAAUAGCCGUUAAUAUUGAAAAACAAAAAUACAUAUGCAAUGAAAUAAUCACGUAAAUAAAUAAAACAAAAACAUUUUAUAAAACAUAACAUCAUUGUUAUUUUAUGUUAUUAUUAGGGUUGUUCCGAUCAUGUUUUUUUUGCUCCCGAUCUUAACCCGAUCGUUUUAGUUUGAGUAUCUGCCGAUCCCGAUAUUUCCCGAUCCGAUUCAAUUCCAAUCUUUCCCGAUAAUUUUUCCCGAUCAUACACAUUUUGGCAAUGCAUUAAGAAAAAAAUGAAUAAAACUCGGACGAAAUAUAUACAUUCAACAUACAGUACAUAAGUACUGUAUUUGUUUAUUAUGACAAUAAAUCCUCAAGAUGGCAUUUACAUUAUUAACAUUCUUUCUGUGAGAGGGAUCCACGUUUAGAAAGACUUGUGACUUUGUAUAUUGUGACUAAAUAUUGCCAUCUAGUGUAUUUGUUGAGCUUUCAGUAAAUGAUACUGUAGCCAUGGCCAAAUGCAUGAUGGCAAGUGGAACCAUGACUGUGCGUAGUGCUACCAAUUGACAUAUCUUCUCUGCGUUGGGUAAUAACAUAAGGUGUUAAGACAAAGAUCAAUUGCUACCUUGCUUCCCAUAAUAUUUCUAAUCGUAGGGAGAGGGAUUUAAGGUUUUAGCCAAUUAAAAAAGGCUCCAAAGGCUGUCAAAAUUCACUCUGCUGAUUUUACGCUGCCUUUUAUCUCUCUAUAUAGGUAAAACGGCGCCAUUACAGAUUGAGCGCAACAAUGCGUGGGUGGGUUGUGCAGCGCAUGUAUUGAUUGUGUUAAAUAUUUUAAUGUGAUACAUUUUUUUAAAAUGAAUUACCGCCGUUAACGGGAUAAAUUUGAUAACCCUACCUUAAGCCUAAACUAAAGACUCCGGAUGAGUGAAACAUAUUAUGUCUGUAACGUUAAAUACAAUUAGUAAACGAUUUAAUUAAAAAAUAUAUAUAUAUUAAAAAAAGGCAUGGCCGAUAUUUUUUCGCCGAUUCUGAUACUUUGAAAAUGACGUGAUCGGACCCGAUCAACAUCUCUAGUUAUUAUGUUUUUAUUGAUCUACUUUGAGCACUCCUGGUCCUCAACUAUAAAUUACUGUUAAAAAAGAAAAACAGAAUAUGUAUCCAUUAAAAGUAACAAGUAUUAAACCCUUACUAAACUAUAACAGGAUUUACUGAUUGGACUGUUAGUGCAGAAAAGUCAUCUCUAGUUGUUUUAACUUUCAUUACAUAUUGCAUUUUAUUGCGCUGCGUCACCUCCAUCUUUUACAAUUGAAAGUGCCUGUCUAACAAAGCCAGCAGGCCUUUUAUUUUCACGACAAUGAUUGUUUUUAUGCAGAACAACAAAUGCUUGAGGGACAACAAACAAAGGGUUUACAGGAUUAUGUCUACUGCACAUUUAUACAAAUACUAUAUCUGGGAAUAAAUUAUUUUUAUUUUUUUUAAUUGUAUACAUUUAUAGUCAUUUUGGGGGGCUUUUAUGCCACUCGGUUGUUUUUAGCUAAUCUUCAGAGGACCAUAAGUGCCAAAAUGAAACACAUCAAUUAACUAAUCAUUCAUUUUUCAUUCAUUUUGUUUCAGUAUUUAUUUAUACAUUCAAAGAUUUCAAUAUUCAGAUGGAAUCUUGAUUUGAGUGAAUGAUAAAAUAAAUAUAUCCAAAUUUGAACAACUGAAUGUCGAAAUUAUUAUUUAACGUCCUGAGACCAGAGCUUUUUUUUUCUUCUUUCAUUUCUCUUUGCUAUUUGAGAUUAAUAAGACCUAAGUUUCGAAACAAAGUUUGAUUUGUGUCCCAAAGUGAGGACAGUGGGAUGAUAAUAUAAGAUCUUAGACUUCACUAUCAGUUGACAGGACAGCUCCUAUGGGAACUACAACGGACAUCUUUAAUUGAGCGUCGUGGAAGCUUUAAAGCUUCUGCUCUGCCUGGCACGGCCCCCUAUAGGAAAUGUCUGUACACUGAAAAAAAAUGACUGGUGGAUUUACUUGAUAAAAUCAUUGUAACAACUUGCACUUACUUUAAUUAAGUAAAUGUUACUGCUUGCAAUAUUAAGUUCAGUUCACAAGCAGUAAAAUUGUACAUAUUCCAAAACCAACAGGAAAAUGGGUAUUUUGGAUUGAAUGUGAA